CGCCGCCCGUGGUUGCCAUGGAGACGGCACCGCCCCGCGCACGCGCGCCGCCCUCGCUUCCGGUGGCGGCCAUGGCGGCUGUGGGGCGGCGUAUCCACGCCGUGCCCGUCAACGAGCUCAGGCAAAAUGAGGGUUCAUUAACAUCAACUUUAAGAACACUUCUAUUCUUCACAGCUCUAAUGAUCACAUUACCUGUUGGGCUGUAUUUUUCAUCAAAGGCUUAUGUAUUUGAAGGUACCUUAGGAAUGUCCGACAGAGACAGCUAUUUUUAUGCUGCCAUAGUCGCUGUAGUUACUGUUCAUGUGGUACUUGCCCUCUUUGUAUAUGUAGCAUGGAACGAAGGUUCUCGACAGUGGCGGGAAGGCAAACAGGACUAGAAAGAAGAUCAUCAUCUUGUGAUGCCUACAGACUGUAAAUGAAAUUUUUGUAUGCUGAAUGAAAAGCAUUCUUCACAAUGUAUAACGAUGUACAAAGAUGAGGCUAAUGCCUCAGCUCUGGUUAGAAUAAGAUUUGUGUUCAUCUUGAAUGUGUACUGGUGUUUUCUUUAACGCUGAUGGAAGUUGUUCUUUAGCCAGCCUUUACUACGUUUAUCUGACGAGGUCUUCACUUGGAAUUAGAAUGAAAUAAUUACAUACUUUUGAGAAAAAUCCUGUAGCUGUUCUUGCCAUUCCUUGUAUUUUUUUGGCUUGCUCUGAAUAUUAGAUUGGCAUGACAGAAGCAUUAUAUUUUCAAGUAAUUAAAUUGCUAGUUAAAAAGAGCUACAUCACUCACUAUCCAACUACAAUGGAAAAGGUAGGAUUUCACUUUGCUGUGGAUAGUUUCCUGAUUUACGGGUGUUGUGGUUUAACACCAGCCAGCAACUGAGCCCCACUCAGCCACUCACUCACUCCCCCGAGCAGGAUGGGGAGAGAGUCAGAAGAGUAAAGGGAGGAAACUUGUAGGUUGAGAUAAAGACAGUUUAAUAGGGAACGCAAAAACCAUGCACGCAAGCAAAGCAAAACAAGGAAUUUGUACGCUGCUUCCUAUCAGCAGGCAGGUGUUCAGCCAUCUCCAGGGAAGCAGGGCUCCAGCACAUGUAACAGUGACUUGGGAAGACAAAUGCCAUCACUUCGAAUGUGCUCCGUUUCUUUCUUGCCCCAGCUUUAUAUGCUGAGUGUGGUACCGUACAGUGUGGUAUUUCCCUUGGGACAGUGGGCGUCACCUGUCUCAGCUGUGUUUUCUCCCAACGCCUUAUGUACCCCCAGCCUCCUCGCUGGUAGGGUGAGAAGCAGAAAAGGCCUUGACUCCCUUUAAGCGCUGUUCAGCAGUAAGAAAAACAGCCCUGUGCUAUCAGCACUGUUUCCAGCACAAACCCAAACUGUGGCCCCCUCGCAGCUACUGUGAAGGAGAUUAACUCUGUUCCAGCCCAAACCAGCCCAGUGGGACAGGCAUACAUGGUAUAUUUCUAAGUGUAGAAGUAAUUGCAAAAAUUGAGUUGGUUAAAAGCUCAGGUGAUGUCUUUCUAAUGUGAAAUACAAACUUUUUUUUAAUUUUUAAUUUUUUUUUUUAUUACAGUGUAGAAUUCAAUAUUUAUUUUCCUUUGGGAAGGAUUGUCUUAUUACUGCAUUUCUCAUCUUUCCACUCUUACACAGUUAAUCUUGGUGAUGCAAAGGAAAUAGCAUAGCGUAUUUUUUUAUACGUCUUUACAUUUAUGUAUCUCCUUAGUAAUUGCUAAAGGAUGUAGUUGGAUUUGCUGCAGUAGAGUAAUAUCACUAACAGCUAUGGCUGUUAACAAUCUAAUGGCUAGUAAAGGAAGGAGCAUGAGAAAAUAAGCUGUAGCCAUCUGCAAAUAUUGUCCUUUAUGGACCAGAAUACAAGAGCAAUCAUAUGGAAAAUUUGCUUUUCUUCAUAAAUAUUGACUUUUAUACUGUGCAGUGAUACAUUAUGUUGAUUGGUUGGGUUUUUUUCUUGGUUGCCUGUAGAAGCUUUCUGUAGUCAAACCUCAGUGAGAUUUUUGUGUUGUAGGAUAACCUGAAUUUCAUUUCACUGUUGUGCUGUUGUCAGCAAGCUUUUUAGUCUGCACAUAAAACAUUUCCGAAGGUUCCAGCAAUGCAUAGAACUGUGUUAACGCUGAUGAGUACUGUUAAGCUGUUGUGCUUGAGAUUGUUCUGUUCAUUUGAGUUUUCAUGUUCGUUGUAUUAGUUGAGCAUUUUUCGGAAGUGUUUUGCUUAAUAUAGGCUUUGUAAUAGUUUUGAUGCUGCAUUUGUCCAUGAUUAAAAUUAACGAGAACUGAGACAAAAA
Messenger RNA from Cuculus canorus (common cuckoo), 2280 nucleotides. It is a transcript of the gene VMA21, whose product is annotated as vacuolar ATPase assembly factor VMA21. Gene Ontology annotation, cellular component: endoplasmic reticulum membrane. Bases 18 to 377 code for a protein of 119 amino acids. NCBI's taxonomy places the organism in Eukaryota, Metazoa, Chordata, Aves, Cuculiformes, Cuculidae. Gene Ontology annotation, biological process: vacuolar proton-transporting V-type ATPase complex assembly. The record is from RefSeq and is a predicted model, not a curated record. The transcript has 3 exons.